GCUGCGUAAACGCAGGCUGCGUGGAGCAGAAGGAAAGUGAAGAGGGAUGGGCUAACUGAGGCACCAGACCACAACUCGGGUUGCGCCUCGAUUACAAACCAGUUUGGACAAAUCUGUUCGAGGGAGAAGAAAGUAGUGCGCAAUGAUGGCUGCUUACCAAAACCCAGAAGAUGACGCCAUGACACUGAUGGUCCACGACACCAACACGAGCAAAGAGAAAGAGCGGCCCAAAGAAGAACCGGUCCAGGAGAAGAUCUCGGAGAAGACCGACCCGUCCCAGAAGCCCCCGUACUCCUACGUCGCUCUUAUAGCCAUGGCGAUCCGGGAGAGCUCCGAGAAGCGACUCACCCUGUCCGGUAUUUACCAGUACAUCAUCAGCAAGUUCCCUUUCUACGAGAAAAACAAGAAAGGUUGGCAAAACAGCAUUCGGCACAAUCUGAGCCUCAACGAGUGCUUCAUCAAGGUCCCGCGGGAAGGCGGAGGCGAGAGAAAGGGGAACUAUUGGACUCUCGAUCCGGCGUGUGAGGACAUGUUCGAGAAAGGAAACUACAGGAGGCGCCGGAGGAUGAAGCGACCCUACAGACCUCCACCGACCCACUUCCAGCCCGGGAAAUCUCUCUUCGGCGGGGAUGGCUACGGCUACCUCUCGCCUCCCAAGUACCUCCAGUCCAGCUUCAUGAACAACUCCUGGUCGCUGGGACAGCCCCCCACCCCCAUGUCCUACACGUCGUGUCAGAUGGCCAGCGGCAACGUGAGCCCCGUCAACGUCAAGGGGCUGUCCGCGCCCUCCUCCUACAACCCCUACUCCCGGGUGCAGAGCAUGGCUCUUCCCGGCAUGGUGAACUCUUACAACGGCAUGAGCCACCACCACCACCACCACGCGCACUCCCACCACCCGCAGCAGCUGAGCCCGGCCGCCGCGGCGCCCCCUCCUCCCGUCCCCUCUAACAACGGAGCGGCGGCGGGCCUCCAGUUUGCCUGCUCCCGCCAGCCCGCCGAGCUGUCCAUGAUGCACUGUUCUUACUGGGAGCACGAGAGCAAACACUCGGCGUUACACACGAGGAUUGAUAUUUAAAUAACGUGCCACCAAAAGAAUUGUCUCUGACGUGAGGAGUCUGGAAGAAAGGGACUGCAGAGAUAUCAACAAAAAAUACAAAAGGAGAGUGUUUUUGUGGAGUGACAUUUGUGACGAGCUCUUGGGUCCAAUUUGACUGUGAUCAACUAAUGGGGGGGGGGGGG
Messenger RNA from Gadus morhua (Atlantic cod), 1239 nucleotides. It is a transcript of the gene foxl2a, whose product is annotated as forkhead box L2a. The coding region runs from base 143 to 1075 and encodes 310 amino acids. Gene Ontology annotation, molecular function: RNA polymerase II cis-regulatory region sequence-specific DNA binding; DNA-binding transcription factor activity, RNA polymerase II-specific. The transcript is spliced from 2 exons. Gene Ontology annotation, biological process: cell differentiation; regulation of transcription by RNA polymerase II; anatomical structure morphogenesis. NCBI's taxonomy places the organism in Eukaryota, Metazoa, Chordata, Actinopteri, Gadiformes, Gadidae. The record is from RefSeq and is a predicted model, not a curated record.